GGAAGCGGUAUCUACUAACAGAAGAUCAUAUGAAGUUACAAGAAUUUCAGCAGAUGAAAGCGGCAAUUAGAAAUGAAGUUCAUGGCAAUAAAGAUCCAUAUUUUAAAAGUAUUAAAGAAAAAUUAAACAAAAAUGGAAUGAUUUUCAAAAACGAAUUAAAAAAUUUACUGCAUUUGUGUCAGACUUCAUCUGAUGUGGAACUAGCCAGAAAAGUUAUUUACAGGUACCAUGAACAGAAUGGAAUCACAGCCUUACAUAAUUUCAAAUUUGGGCCCCUCUUUAUGAGGCUAUGUUAUGAGCUGGACCUUGAAAGACCUGCAGUAGAACUUAUCAAAGAUCAGAAUUUGCGUGGUUUUUUCUCAGAGAGUACAUCAUUCCAUAUUUUGAUGACUAUGUUGUUCAAAAAGGGCCACUUUGAAA
This is a messenger RNA of Tauraco erythrolophus (red-crested turaco), 420 nucleotides long. Lineage: Eukaryota; Metazoa; Chordata; Aves; Musophagiformes; Musophagidae. The record is from RefSeq and is a predicted model, not a curated record.